AUGUGGAACGACGAAGAGGACAACAACCCUUAUGGGACCAGCUUCGACCGCCGAGACUCGCAAACGUCAUCGUCGGUGAACCCGGCUUCUCCGACUACCCGCGACUCACCAAUUUGUCCUGUGCGUCACUCUACUGACCAGCCUCGCUCAACAGUCAACUCGUACGAAUCUGCCGCAACACCGUCCCCUAGCGAUGAUGAGGCGCCGGUGUUUGGCCAGGGCGUUGCCACCGCCGGCCUCGACACCGCAGAAACCACCCAGGAUGACGUCCCCCCUAAGCGCAAGCCAGGCGGCUAUACCAGUCGCAUUGAGCAGAUUCUCUAUGAAAACCCAAACAUGCAAAUCAUCAUAACAGACGCUGGCAAGAGCCUUGAAAGUGGUGGUCGCCACAUUGUCUACACCAUUCGUACCGGCGACCUGGAAGUUCGCCGAAGAUACUCGGAAUUCGCCUCGCUCAGAGAUGCUCUAACCCGUCUGCAUCCGACCCUUGUAAUCCCACCGAUCCCCGAAAAGCACACUAUGGCGGAUUAUGCGGCGCAUCCUACGAGCGCAAAGCAGGAUCAACAGAUAAUUGAUCUCCGAAAGCGCAUGCUUGCCGUCUUUUUGAAUCGCUGCCGCCGCAUGGAACUUGUCCGCAACGACGGCGUUUGGCUAAGAUUUCUCGAUCCCAAUGCAAGCUGGAGCGAGGUCUUGAACUCGCAUCCCAUUUCAUCAAUCCCCAAGAAUGUUCUGAAAGCACCUCCGCUGGAUACGGCAAACCCUACCACUGGACAUCUCUAUCUGCCAGUUCCCGCGUCUUCCGCUAAGAUUCGAACCGCGUCUGGCGGGAACUCCUCUUUAAACUCGUCUGUUAUUCAAGGCGGUGCCAGCACCAUCGGGCGAUUUCCCAAUGAUACCACAAACCUGAGCGAGCACGAUCUUGACCCCUACUUUACUACAUACGAAGCCUCCAUCAAAGAACUAGAGACUUUGUUAACAGGUCCGAUGGAAAAAGUCAACCGUCGGACCCUUAGCCACCUGUCAUCUUUGGCUACGGAUCUUUGCGAAUUGGGCUCUAGAUACAACGCCUUUGCUCUUUCUGAGCAGGCUCCUUCUCUUGGACCCGCCAUCGAAAAGGUUGGUCAGGCUGCUGAUUCCUCCUACAUUGCUACGGAAGAACUGGCUAGCUCACUCGGCGCCAGCUUCGCCGAGCCUAUGAGAGAAAAUGCUCAAUUCGCUGGUGUUGUUAGAAGUGUUGUGAGGUAUCGCGUGUUGAAGCGUGUGCAGCAGGAUCUGACGGAAGAGGAGCUCGAGAAGAAACGAACACUACUCGAUCAACUGGAGCGCAGCGAAUCCGAAGCUCGCCGCAUUGAACAAUAUCUUUCGAGCAGCCAGCAACUUUCUUCGCCGCCGCGACGGUCUACCAGCCUACGAGAACCCCCAACAUACCAAAGGCGUGAGGGUAACCAGGAGGACACCGAAUCUAUCGACUCUGAUUUUCCACCAACGCAUGGUGACUUUCCAUCGAGUCCCCCAGAGGCUGGCCAAGGUGUCCCCGAGAGAAGCACCAGCAUCUCGCACAAGAAAAUGCCCAGCAGCAAUUCUAUUACCAACAGAAUCUUUGGUCCUCUUCGCCAUGCUGUGCAAGGUGUGGUUGAUGUUGAUCCUGAGCGCACGCGCCGUGACACAAUUGGGAAGACCAGAGAGUCUAUCGGCCAGCUCGAGCAAGCUCAGGUGGUUUCCGAGAAGGAUGUUAAAGAGGCUAGCGCCAGCGUUUUUAAAGAUCUGCGGCGAUUCCAAAACGACAAGGAAGAAGACUUGCGCCGCUACAUGCUCGCCUAUGCCAAGAGUCAGAUAGAGUGGGCCAGAAAAAGCAAGCAACAGUGGGAAGAAGCUCGACUCGAGGUCGAUAAGAUUGAUGAAAGUUAA
This is a messenger RNA of Cordyceps militaris CM01, 1908 nucleotides long. RefSeq names its product sorting nexin-41. The coding region runs from base 1 to 1908 and encodes 635 amino acids. Gene Ontology annotation, biological process: retrograde transport, endosome to Golgi. NCBI's taxonomy places the organism in Eukaryota, Fungi, Ascomycota, Sordariomycetes, Hypocreales, Cordycipitaceae. The record is from RefSeq and is a predicted model, not a curated record. The transcript has 5 exons. Gene Ontology annotation, molecular function: phosphatidylinositol binding.